AUGCGAUUCAAGACGGAGCUCAAAAACAUUCUGCGUGCCUACCCAAACACACCCCCUGCUUUCCCACUUCACGACCGCUUCGCACCACUGACUCUUGUCAUCCUUCUGCCGGCAGAGCUUACUGCCGCUCUCAACUCACUCGAGAAGAUCGCAUGGGUUCGCCUCGACGAUGAAACAGCACGCUUCACCGUCAUCCCCGAUACGGGAUCUCAGGUCUGGUCCUCCCUGCCCAUGGACUUCAUCUUCGACAGCUAUCAUAUCCAGUCCGCCGAGGAGCACAACACCAUCAACCUAGAGCUACCCCUGCAACCCCUCCAGCGCGCCCUCCGCUCCGCACUCAACAGCACCUCGGCUUCGCUGCGUCUCACCAAGAAGGACGGGAUCCCUGUGCUCUCCAUGACAAUCACAACGACGACCCACGCCUCCGCAGGCGCAGGACUGCCCGGCCGCGGCAACGCCGCCUACGCUGGCCUCGAGAACGAUCCCUUCGACGAUGAUGACCAGGGCUUCGCCGCGGAGCAUCUAGAGACUUCUCUGCGCCGCGAGCGCGAGAAGAUCAUCACCCAGGACAUCCCUGUGCGCGUACUACACCCGGAGACGGUAGAGACCAUCAUGCAGCCCACGGUGCGCGAAACGGAUGUGCACAUCACGAUGCCACCCCUGCUCCAGCUCAAGGCCAUUUCUGACCGCUUCACCAAGCUCGCGCUGUCGUCCGGCGCAAACUCUCGCGUGAGCCCCAAGCUGGAGCUUAGUGCCAACAUGUUUGGAAACCUGAAGUUGCGCAUCGCCACGGAAGCCGUCGACGUCUCGAGCACGUGGUCGGGGCUGGUGAACCCAGAGCUGGACCCGACGCAGCUGGAGAUGCCGGUCGAGGAGCACCCGAGUGUGAAGUUCAAAGAGGCCGGACCGGACAAAUGGGCGACGGUGAGGGUUGACGGUAAAGACUGGAGUCGGGUGUUGAGCGUGGGGAGGUUAGAAGGGAGGGUCGUCGCGGCUUUUGCGGAUGACCAUGCCUUGAUACUAUAUGUCUAUGUGCCACAGUACGAUGACGCUUCGGCGGACGAUGCCGUUCUCACUUACUAUGUAACAUCGUUCAGCGCGUAA
Messenger RNA from Colletotrichum spaethianum, 1104 nucleotides. RefSeq names its product checkpoint protein hus1. The coding region runs from base 1 to 1104 and encodes 367 amino acids. Gene Ontology annotation, biological process: double-strand break repair via homologous recombination; meiotic DNA integrity checkpoint signaling; nucleotide-excision repair. Gene Ontology annotation, cellular component: checkpoint clamp complex; nucleolus; site of double-strand break. NCBI's taxonomy places the organism in Eukaryota, Fungi, Ascomycota, Sordariomycetes, Glomerellales, Glomerellaceae. The record is from RefSeq and is a predicted model, not a curated record. The transcript has 4 exons.